AGGAGUGUACUAUAAAUUCAAGCCUCUCUCUGCAGCUCGUCCUCGUUCGGGGCAGUUUUGCGUGAAGUUUUUUGGUGUGCUUGCGUGGAAGUCCAGUCGGAGGAAAACUCGUUAAACCCUACUAAAGAAUAUUAGUAAGAUAUUUUUUUUAAAGCCAAAGGAUUACAAAAAUGGCCACGAGAACGCAAUCUUCUUACAAGAGGUUGUUUGGCGCGGAGAAACCCAUGAUGUCUCGGUCCAGCUAUUCAAGCCGCCAGUACUCCGUUCCGGUCCGCUCGCGUGUCAGUUAUAGUGUCUCAUCCGCACCCACCAUCUAUUCGACCAAAACUUCCAGGGUCCGAAGCAGCGCCCCGAUUACCAGGCUCACCUCCGAGACUCUUAAUUUCGCCCUGUCCGAUGCCAUCAACACCGAAUUCAAGGCUAACCGCACCAACGAGAAGGCAGAGAUGCAGCAUCUGAACGACAGGUUCGCCAGCUACAUCGAGAAGGUACGCUUUCUGGAGCAGCAGAACAAGAUUCUGAUCGCGGAGCUCGAGCAGCUGAAGGGGAAGGGCACCACGCGCAUCGGGGACCUGUACGAGGAGGAGAUGCGCGAGCUGAGGCGCCAGGUGGACCAGCUCACCAACGAGAAAGCCAGAGUGGAGGUGGAUCGCGAUAACAUGGCGGAGGACAUCGAGCGACUAAGGGAGAAACUCCAAGACGAGAUGCUUCAGCGGGAGGACGCCGAAAAUAACCUGCAGAGCUUCCGACAGGAUGUGGACAACGCUUCCCUGGCCCGUGUGGACCUGGAGCGGAAGGUGGAAUCCCUGCAGGAGGAAAUCGUCUUCCUCAGGAAACUGCAUGACGAGGAGAUCGCAGAGCUGCAGGCGCAGCUGCAGGAUCAGCACGUGCAGAUCGACAUGGACGUGGCCAAACCGGACCUGACCGCAGCCCUGCGGGACGUGCGCCUGCAGUACGAGAACCUGGCCGCCAAGAACGUCCAGGAGUCCGAGGACUGGUACAAGUCCAAGUACGCUGAUCUCUCAGAGGCCGCCGCCCGGAACAACGAUGCCCUCCGUCAGGCCAAGCAGGAGGGCAGCGAGUACCGCCGCCAGGUGCAGGCGCUCACCUGCGAGGUGGACGCCCUCAAGGGAACCAACGAGUCCAUGGAGCGCCAGAUGAGGGAGAUGGAGGAGAACUUUGGCCUGGAGGCCUCCAACUACCAGGACACCAUCACCCGGCUGGAGGACGACAUCCGCAACAUGAAGGACGAGAUGGCCAAGCACCUGCGGGAGUACCAGGACCUGCUCAACGUCAAGAUGGCGCUGGACAUCGAGAUCGCCACCUACAGGAAGCUGCUGGAGGGGGAGGAAAGCAGGAUUUCUACUCCACUGCCCAAUUUUUCCUCCUUUAACCUGAGAGAGUCCAUGCUGGAGUCCAGACCCAUAAUGGACAGCAUGUCCAAGAAGGUGGUGAUCAAGACCAUCGAGACCAGAGAUGGCCAUGUGAUCAACGAGUCCACCCAGCACCAUGACGACCUGGAAUAAACCAUCGCCUGAUUGGGCACCGGAAACAUGACAGACCUGGCGCUGACACGGAGGAGAGGUUGGAGAGAGGGAGAGGGAGAGGAAGAGAGCGAGAGGGAGAGACAUUCAGAGAGAGAGAGUGAGAGAGAGAGAGAGAGAGAGAUCAUAGGAGGAAGGGUGAUGGGGAGAGGGGGGGAGUCAUUCUGUUUCAUGUGACAGAAAUACAUAUGAAAAAUACUACACAAGUACAAACCAAGAAACAAAAGCUUUAAAAGUGCCUUUUUUCCAUAAUAUAUAGGAUCAGCUGGUAGUGUGUUAGGGGGAGAAUAGAGACAGGCUGUAGGAAUACAGAUUGUUCUUCUGAAUGUCACGGUUUACUGCACAGUCUUUAGUUUACACUCAGACAGUAACAUAAUACUUUGAGCAACACAGUAAAAAAAAAAAAAAAAAAAAAAAAAAAGAUCUUUGUUUUAAAUAGACCAAAUCGUUUGGGGUGAAACACCAUUUUGUUUUUCUUUUUUUUUUUUUUUUUUUUUUUUUUUUCUCUGUCGUUGUCUCCAAGCAGCGUGUACGCAAUAAGAAACUGUCACUGCUUCCGUACGUCAAUAAACCUUUUGAGAAAAGAAAA
This is a messenger RNA of Anguilla anguilla (European eel), 2133 nucleotides long. It is a transcript of the gene vim, whose product is annotated as vimentin. NCBI's taxonomy places the organism in Eukaryota, Metazoa, Chordata, Actinopteri, Anguilliformes, Anguillidae. The transcript is spliced from 9 exons. The coding region runs from base 171 to 1526 and encodes 451 amino acids. The record is from RefSeq and is a predicted model, not a curated record. Gene Ontology annotation, cellular component: cytoplasm; intermediate filament; axon. Gene Ontology annotation, molecular function: structural constituent of cytoskeleton. Gene Ontology annotation, biological process: intermediate filament organization.